This is a messenger RNA of Python bivittatus (Burmese python), 1815 nucleotides long. RefSeq names its product DEAD-box helicase 55 (gene DDX55). Gene Ontology annotation, molecular function: ATP binding; nucleic acid binding; RNA helicase activity. NCBI's taxonomy places the organism in Eukaryota, Metazoa, Chordata, Lepidosauria, Squamata, Pythonidae. The record is from RefSeq and is a predicted model, not a curated record.
GUCAGAGGCGGGAGGCGCACGAUGGAGCAGGUGACGGAGGGGACGUGGGAGUCGCUGCCCGUCGCGCUCAGCCCGGGCGUCCUGCAGGCUUUACGGGAGCUGCGCUUCUCUCACAUGACGCCCGUGCAGUGUGCAACAAUCCCUUUAUUUAUGACAAAUAAAGACGUGGCGGCUGAAGCGGUAACAGGCAGUGGGAAAACGCUAGCCUUUGUCAUUCCCAUCAUAGAAAUUCUUCUCCGGCGUGAAGAAAAGCUAAAAAAAGCGCAGAUUGGUGCACUUAUCAUCACUCCCACAAGAGAGCUUGCUAUCCAGAUAGAUGAAGUGAUCUCCCAUUUUGUUAAAUAUUACCCACAGUUUAGCCAGUGCCUUUUGAUUGGUGGGAAGAAUCCUAUGGAAGAUGUAGAACGAUUCAAAGAACGAGGCGGAAACAUCCUUGUGGCCACCCCAGGUCGUUUGGAGGACAUGUUCAGGAGGAAAUCAGAGGGGCUGGAUUUGGCCAAGUCUGUGAAAUCUCUUGAUAUUUUGGUCUUGGAUGAAGCAGAUCGGCUUCUGGACAUGGGGUUUGAAGCAAGUUUGAACGCUAUCCUGGACUUUCUGCCCAAGCAGAGACGGACGGGUCUCUUCUCCGCAACCCAGACCCAGGAGGUUGAGAACCUAGUAAGAGCAGGUCUCCGAAACCCUGUCCGCAUCUCAGUGAAGGAGAAGGGAAUGGCAGCGAGUAACACCCAGAAGACUCCUACUCGGCUCCAGAACUAUUACAUGAUCUGUAAGGCGGACGAGAAAUUUAACCAGCUGGUUUACUUCCUUCGUCAACACAAACCAGAAAAACAUCUUGUCUUUUUCAGUACCUGUGCCUGUGUGGAGUAUUAUGGGAAGGCUUUGGAGUCUUUGAUUAAAAAUGUGAAGAUCAUGUGCAUCCAUGGGAAGAUGAAACACAAGCGGAAUAGGAUCUUUACAGAGUUCCGGAAGCUUCCAAGCGGCAUUCUGGUUUGUACUGACGUGAUGGCCCGUGGCAUAGACAUUCCGGAGGUGAACUGGGUGUUGCAGUACGACCCACCAAGCAAUGCCAGCGCCUUCGUGCAUCGCUGCGGCCGCACCGCGCGCAUCGGCCACCUGGGCAGCGCACUUGUCUUCUUGCUUCCCAUGGAAGAAGCCUACAUCAGUUUUCUCGCCAUUAACCAAAAGUGCCCCAUGCAGGAACUGAAACCGCAGAGGAAUGUUGUGGAUGUCCUGCCCAAGCUGAAGUCUCUGAGUCUGGCUGAUAGAGCUGUGUAUGAAAAAGGGAUGAAGGCAUUUGUAUCCUGUGUGCAGGCCUACGCCAAACACGAGUGCAACCUGAUCUUCCGAAUAAAAGAUCUGGACUUUGCCAGCCUAGCCCGAGGUUUUGCCCUCCUGAAGAUGCCAAAGAUGCCCGAACUGAAAGGCAAGUGCCUCUCGGACUUCACCCCCGUUGAUAUUGACACGGACUCGAUUGCAUUCAAAGACAAGAACCGGGAAAGACAGAGGCAGAAGCUGCUGGAGCAACAGAAGGAAGAGGGUCAAGUCCGCAGAGUGGGGAGGAAGAUGCCCAGAAAUAAAGCUUGGUCCAAGCAGAAAGCAAAGAAGGAGAAGAAAAAGAAAUUGAUAGCGAAACGGAAAAGAGAGGAGGGUUCUGACCUUGACGAUGAAGAUAUGGAGGAGCUUCUGAAGGACACCCGGCUCUUGAAAAAGUUAAAAAAGGGCAAAAUCAGUGAGAAGGAGUUUGAGAAGACGCUGCUAUGCAGCAGGAAAGAAGGGAGUGGUUCGGACUCGGAAGGAUAAAAUAUAAACUGAAAA